CUCGGCUUGUAAGGAGAGGCAGGCGCGCGUGGUCUCUCUGCGCAGGCGCGGCCUGUGGUUCACGCGCGGAGUUAUGCCAGCUCGGCACGUUUCGCGUGUCCGGGCCUUGUAUCGGCGCGUUUUGCUGCUGCACCGGGUUCUGCCCCCAGACCUCAAAGCCCUUGGUGACCAGUACGUGAAGGACGAAUUUAGGAGACAUAAGACCGUUGGUUCUGACGAGGCCGAGCGAUUCUUGCAGGAAUGGGAGGCAUAUGCAGCAGUGCUAUGGCAACAAGCUAAUGAAAACAGACACAAUUCAACUGAAAAAGCAUGUUUUGGAAUCUCCCUACCAGAAGAAAAACUUAAUGACUUUAGUGAUGAACAAAUUGGACAGUUGCAAGAGCUGAUGCAAGAAGCCACUAAACCCAAUAGGCAGUUUAGUAUUACUGAGUCCAGGAAACCAAAAUUUUAGUCUAUACAAUAAAGUUUAACAAAACAUUUCAAAUUCAGAGCCCCUUAUUUUAACUGUCAUUGGUUUUUAAAAUUUAUUUCUUAAGCUUUUAGGCUUUGAGAAUGCCUGGUGUUAAUGAAAUAUUCUUUUAUCUGGGGAUGAAUGCUCUUUGUAAUAUACAGAUCAGGAUCAUAAGUGGAU
Kogia breviceps (pygmy sperm whale) is the source of this 631-nucleotide messenger RNA. It is a transcript of the gene SDHAF3, whose product is annotated as succinate dehydrogenase complex assembly factor 3. The record is from RefSeq and is a predicted model, not a curated record. Gene Ontology annotation, biological process: mitochondrial respiratory chain complex II assembly; succinate metabolic process. Gene Ontology annotation, cellular component: mitochondrial intermembrane space; mitochondrion. NCBI's taxonomy places the organism in Eukaryota, Metazoa, Chordata, Mammalia, Artiodactyla, Physeteridae.